AUGUUUCGUCAGUUGCGCACAAGUCGUUCGAGAUUGUGGUCACGUCAGGUUUCAUUGCGAAAGAAGAUUUCUAAAAUGAAGAAAGGUAGAUCUUUAAAACUAUUAAAUAUGGUAACUAAUGUAAUACAGGGUCCAGAUUCAAAUACGCUAAAUUCAACGGAAACUGAAGUGGAAAAAUCAGAUGAUGAAUUGAUACAGUUGAGUCAGAUGCAGAACGAAAAUGUCAGAGAUUCAGAGGUGCUUUUACUAGAAACAUUGUUCAAUAUGAUUUAA
Parnassius apollo (apollo) is the source of this 273-nucleotide messenger RNA. The record is from the annotation of a GenBank genome assembly. Lineage: Eukaryota; Metazoa; Arthropoda; Insecta; Lepidoptera; Papilionidae.